Lachancea mirantina is the source of this 792-nucleotide messenger RNA. The record is from the annotation of a GenBank genome assembly. NCBI's taxonomy places the organism in Eukaryota, Fungi, Ascomycota, Saccharomycetes, Saccharomycetales, Saccharomycetaceae.
AUGACGGGCCAGAACACCGAAGAUCAGGAGCGCGAACGAACGCUGCAGGACAUUCUGCGCGACGUGAAAAAACCUCACAUUCGGCCCCGCCACGCUUUGUUGGAACAGCCUGUGCCGGUGAUGCGCCCAGGCCCGUGCACAGGUCCGUGCACGGGCCCGGUUGCGGGCCCGGUAACGGGCCCGGUCACGGCGCCCGUGUCGGUCCGCGCAGCGGCGCCGAUGCCGGUGCCGUUGGUGCGGGCCGGGGGCGGCGCGCCGCCCAGUGGACCCCGGCUCCCGCUUCAGGGGUACCCGCUGCAGCUGCUCAUACCGCCUGUGCGACCGGGCUCCAUUCGGCCGGGGCCGCUGCGGCAGGCCCCGGCCCCGCCCUUGCCUACCUCUGCAUCCACGACCACGCGAUUGUCCCUUGCGACGGCGGCGCCCGCGGCGCCGGCGGCUACGGGCCCGACGCGGCCGCUGAGCCCGCCGCACGCCCACCGGUGUGCCGUGUGUAAGAAGCGGUUCUCGCGGCCCAGCGCGCUGACCACGCACUUGCUCACGCACACGGGCGCCCAGCCGUUCCAGUGCGACGUAGUGGGCUGCGGCAAGCGGUUCAACGUCAAGAGUAAUCUCGUGCGCCACAAGAAAAUCCACGCGAAGCGUCACGGUAGCGGUGCCUCUGGCGGUGCCUCCGGCGGUGGCCCCAGCGCCUUCGGCGGCAGCGCCGGUACGAGCGGCAGCGAGCAGUCGCCUCCGAGGCAAGAAGACGCCACCACACCGGGCUCGGCCGCGGGCGGGGGCUUGGGCACGUGA